AUGUCUCGUCCAACUGACAUCAUGUCAACAAUAACGGAAGUUUCAUUCUCGAAUGAUAGUAGUGAGAAUAGUGAGAAUGAAGGUUUGAUUCCUGAAGUAUUGAUGAAAGGGUUGAGCCUAUCUCAAGUGACUGAAAUAUACAAGGACAGAUUAUCAGAAGAUAAUGUCGUGGCAAUUGCACGAAGACUGUUGAUUGAAAUUGGAUCCAAGCAUGAACAAAAAGGCCAAGUUGACACUGAUGAUUGGGAUGAUGAUUCAGAAGCUAGUCUGGGAAAUGGCAGAAUCAAUAGAAACCAGCACUUCUGUUCGAUUGGGAUUGACAUUCUUCGCCGUUCACCUUGCGAUCUUUUGACGGGAUCAGAACUCUUGAAGCAUCACAUUGCCAACCUAUCACAGAGUGCUCCAGAAGAAUUCCUUGAUCCUAUCUCUUUUGACAUCAUGCAUGAUCCUGUGGUCAUUUCGUCUGGAUUUGUUGUGGAUCGAAGUACUGCCAUCAAUCAAAGCUCAGGAGAGCUUCAGCUUGCUACCUGUCCAUGGUCACGAGUGGAACUGAGUCCUGAGCUUUAUCCUGCUUUGCGAUUGAAGCAGAAGAUGACAGAAUUCAAGUCUGGUCGAGUGGAUGAAAUGAUCGAAACUGCGUCUCUUUUGCUCAACGCCAAGAACGAGCGCGACUUUUGCAAAGUUUUCGAGCUGGCGCAGGAGUUCAUGGAUGACAUUGGGCCCAACGGACACCGAGAACUUGCUGUGCAAUUGGCAGAGUUGGUUCUUUCCACGUUGACCUUGAAGCCUUCUGACCCUUCGAGGUUGUGCAUCCUUCAGCCAUCAGUGUUGACCAAACAUUUUUUAAUGUUGCAUUCAUUGAAGCAGGCAACUCUCGUACAAGCAUACCUCCCUAUAAAGGCUUUCCAGAUGAGCGAAAUGGUACAAAAGGCAAUUGGCGGAAACCAGUUUGAUGAAGCUGAAAAGUGGCUUGCCUGCUGCACCGAGAUUCAGGAUAAGUGUGAGGAUUUGCUAACUGGUAACAAGGAAAUACCUUUGGGUAAACUGCAUUUGGAUCUUGCCGAAAAACGGGGAGGUAACCACCUGGAAGUUUUUGUGAACCGCUUUACAAAUAUUGAAAUGGCCUUUAUUCUGAGGUCCUGGGGUUUUGCUCAGGAGACAAUUGACGAGAUGACACGAUGCGCUCGAGUGUAUGUCAUUCGCGAUAUUUUGAUAGUGAAUUGCUCCGAUAAAAAUUUGGAGAGGGUUUUCAAGACGCGUUUGGCGGAAGCCUGUGACCUAACAGAUGUAGCUCGGAGGAUAUUCGCGGUUGAUUGA
This is a messenger RNA of Cylindrotheca closterium, 1317 nucleotides long. NCBI's taxonomy places the organism in Eukaryota, Bacillariophyta, Bacillariophyceae, Bacillariales, Bacillariaceae. The record is from the annotation of a GenBank genome assembly.